AUGGCCUGUUUCUGUGUUCGAGCCAAGCGCUGCUGCUGCUGCUGCUGCUGCUUGUCAGAAUUUUUGCCUCUGUGCAUGGCUUUGCCCAGAUUGGCCAUGUCUGGGUUGUUCCUCCCACAGUUGGAUCCUGUUAUGCAGGCUGCUGCUGGCUACCAAGACACGCACGACUAUCAGCGCAUGGUCCCCAGAACUCCACCAAAUGAUGGAACGCAAGGCAGGCUGCCAGCAGAGCUGUCCCUGCAGUCCCCGGUCGACUUCAUGGAAGGACGGCCCCCACGCACAGGUCACCGUCGAGCUGCAUCAGUGGAUGUGCCGACGCCCCCACAGAUGCACGAGAGGUGGACAGAGCCUCCUGCAAGGUCGCCUUCCGCGCACCGCACGCCGCAAGAUAGGCAAUCUUACGCACGGGCUUUGUCCCAGGGGCAGACCCAUGUCCAUCAAGGCUCAGGACGCGUGGGCGCUCAAGGUGGUGCAGCAGCCAGAAACAGCUCCCCCGGGCCUGUGCAGUUGACGAGAGCGCAGUCUGACAGGGUGGAUUCUGCUGGGGCAGCCAAUUCGUUUGGCCAGGGAAGCCCUGGGCUUCACCGCCACCGCCGCCGAACCGCAUCUGACACGCGAUUCCUGCAGCAGCAGCCGCUGCACGGCCACGGGGUGUUCAUAGCGCGGCUGCCGUUUGGGACAGAGGCAGCAGAGGUGGUGAAUGUCAUGGGCGAAUUUGGAGCGAUCGUAGGGGGCGUGGACGGGAUACAGGUUCGAGACGGGCGGAAUGGCUGUUACGCCUUUGUGAGCUACGAGACUGAAGAAGCGGCAGAGGCUGCUAUCAGGGGCCCUGUGAAAUUUGGAGGGAAGCAGGUGUUCAUAGAACGGAAGUACUCCACUGUGGAUGGUGCCGCGGGUGCGCCUAGCCCAGGCCCAAAUCUGGCAAGGGGGAGGGGAAGGCCUGGUCCUGGCUCGCGGCGCACAGGAUCGGUUGGGUGA
Messenger RNA from Ostreobium quekettii, 978 nucleotides. The record is from the annotation of a GenBank genome assembly. Lineage: Eukaryota; Viridiplantae; Chlorophyta; Ulvophyceae; Bryopsidales; Ostreobiaceae.